This is a messenger RNA of Acaulospora colombiana, 364 nucleotides long. The record is from the annotation of a GenBank genome assembly. Lineage: Eukaryota; Fungi; Glomeromycota; Glomeromycetes; Diversisporales; Acaulosporaceae.
GGAGCAUUGUUGCCCGGCGAUAACUUUGCGACGCACCCCAGGUCCACCUCAAAAAGCUUUCUCAGACGGGAUCACAAACUAUUUGGGCACCCUCCAAAUUCUGCAUCGGGACAGAACGACCGCGAGCGGUCUCUACAAGCUACCUUUCUCGGCUUGAUGGAAGCGUUUCCAAGGCUUAAUGAUGGCUUCAUUACCCCCUCUCCUUCGUCUACGCCGACUUCGACCAGGAAGACUUCCCGCGCGUCAUCCUCGUCUCCUGGCCGUACCAAACCAUCCCUCCCGCCAUCUUCUCUAACCCCAGCAUCACCGAUAACGCAGCCAGCUACGCGGAACAAGCAAAACUCCGAGUUGCUCAUUGUACCCG